AUGGGAGUGCGAACGGUCAUCAGGCGCUCAGAGGUCUGUCGUCCGGUCAGCCGCCAGAUCAGCGAAAUUGGUGUGAUCCGUUCACCAAUCACAACAGUCACAUUUGCCUGGGAGGUCACGCGUCGGCAGGGGCCUAACAGAAUGCUUUUGACCGUUAGAGCAAAUCAACCAAAGAGAAUCGAGCAUCCAAGUAUAAAUAUACAGCGUCGGCGGGCUUCCAGUAGAAAUUCAGUCACUAUGAACAUCCACCUCUCUCUCCUUCUCCUUACGGCGGUUGUGUUGGGCGCCUGGAUGCAGGUCAGUAAUGCGGACACCACCACUAAAACUCUGUCUGUUGACAAGACGGAGGGACCGCUACACGCCGCCGGAAUGCAAUACGGCUACCAGAAACCGGAGUAUCGGCCACCCAUGUACAAGCCUGUGUACCGUAAACGACCUCAAUAUGGAUACUAG
This is a messenger RNA of Dibothriocephalus latus, 453 nucleotides long. The record is from the annotation of a GenBank genome assembly. Lineage: Eukaryota; Metazoa; Platyhelminthes; Cestoda; Diphyllobothriidea; Diphyllobothriidae.